Molecule: messenger RNA, 216 nt
Organism: Lachancea lanzarotensis
Lineage: Eukaryota; Fungi; Ascomycota; Saccharomycetes; Saccharomycetales; Saccharomycetaceae
Product: LALA0S06e07118g1_1
Exons: 1
Coding region: 1-216 (71 amino acids)
Source: RefSeq, a predicted model, not a curated record
AUGCAACAGAACCAAUCUUCUCUGUUUAAGUCUUUUCGAACUAUGAUGAAUAGUAUAGAACAAAGUGAGCAAGAAGAGAUCGCACUUGAGAAUGACAAAAUCAAGUUUUCUCAAAUGGCUUCAGUGCUAACAACUCAUUUGCAAUACCAUGAAAAGUUUGGAAGCACUAACCUAGGCCUGGCAAAGUUCAUAGGUGACCAGUGCCAUGCUUUCUAG